Messenger RNA from Triticum dicoccoides, 812 nucleotides. RefSeq lists its product as uncharacterized. NCBI's taxonomy places the organism in Eukaryota, Viridiplantae, Streptophyta, Magnoliopsida, Poales, Poaceae. The coding region runs from base 109 to 609 and encodes 166 amino acids. The transcript is spliced from 4 exons. The record is from RefSeq and is a predicted model, not a curated record.
UCCAACACGUUCCCUCCAGCCCAGGCGAAAGCGUACCGGAGCAGCGAAGCACCCUCCAGCGACGUCGCUCGCUCCACAUCCGACAAGCGACGCUACUCGCUUGGAUCCAUGGACUCCUGGCAAAGAAGGGUUGGAUCCAUGGAAGACGCUGUCCAGCAGGCCAGCGAAUGGGCGCUCCUCAUGGCCUCCUACGCCGCCAACUCCGCAAUCGUCCACGCUGUCUACCGCUACCUCGUCCCCUGCAGCCAGCAGGAGGAGGAGGAUCUUCUAGGCAACAAGAGGAAGUGGGACAAGACUGGGUUCUACCCAUAUGAGUCUGAUGAAGAUGAGCCGUACGAGUAUGAAUCUGGAGAUGAUGUGGUCGAGGGGAACGUCGAGUCCUUUAAAGAGAAGGAGGUGUUGAAGAUCAAGGUCCAAGGACCUGCUAAGUACUACAACUGGAGGAAUAAAAAGUACCGAUGCCCCUACGGCAGCAAGCCCAAGCCCAGGUUUGGGUUAUUGGAGCAUCUGAUGGAACAUUGCCGGGCUACAUCGAUCUCCAGUCAUGACUACAAGAUCAUUGGUCAGCAUUCUGCCCUCCUGAAGGUCCUGAGAAACCCUGACCUCUAGUCGUACAUCAUGCUGAUCAUCGGAAGCUGGAAGCCGUACUCAUCAUCAAUAUAUUUGAUGAUGUUUUACUUUUGGAAAGCUGCAUCUGGGUCUGAACUGCUUGAAAACUUGCUAUAUUAAUGUAAUGUAAUGUAAUGUAUUGUGUGUUUGAACUGGAUCUGUUGUGAACUGCCUGCUACCUAUGGUGGUAACCUAGAAUGCUA